Penicillium canariense is the source of this 291-nucleotide messenger RNA. RefSeq lists its product as uncharacterized. Bases 1 to 291 code for a protein of 96 amino acids. The transcript has a single exon. The record is from RefSeq and is a predicted model, not a curated record. NCBI's taxonomy places the organism in Eukaryota, Fungi, Ascomycota, Eurotiomycetes, Eurotiales, Aspergillaceae.
AUGUGCCGUCAAUAUUACACUCUCUACGAGUGGUGCCAUUGCGAAGAGGACGCGGGCAACAGUGUCUGCUCCCGCCACCGUCACAACAGCUGCCCCGGUGUCAGCGUCGAGACCGUCCAUAUGCACUGCUUCUGCAAUUCCCACGCGACGCGCGGAUUCAAAUCCGAGAAGAACACCCGGAAAGAGGAGAAGAAGAUCCGGCGCCGGUCCGAAGAUUCUAUGGACGAGAAGGCUUCCAUGGGCCGCCGGUGGUACCAGUGGUAUCAAUGGCGGGUUCUGCGAUCGCGGUAG